Symbiodinium pilosum is the source of this 363-nucleotide messenger RNA. The record is from the annotation of a GenBank genome assembly. NCBI's taxonomy places the organism in Eukaryota, Dinophyceae, Suessiales, Symbiodiniaceae.
AUGCAGCUCAAACUCAGUCAGGUUGGGCACCUCGAGACGCUUCAGGAAGCUCUUGGUCUUACGGAAGACCAUGGGAGCCGCGCCGCAACGCAGAUGUUACUGGUCCAGAGCCGCCGUGGCACGCAGAUCGCAUUCAACACAUCUCGUGCAGCUGUUGAGGCACAAACAGGACCAAGCAGCCAUCUCGCUGUCCUGCUGCAGGUCUUGUGCGAAGGUGCCUUGCGUGGAUUACAUGAACAGGGCGGCUUGCAAUUCUGCAGCGGCACAGGGAUACCGUCAGCGCGGAGCGACCAACUCUGCAAAAUAAGAUGUCAAGCCAUGGGGCGAUCCGGGGCUGAACAUCUGCAGAUCUACCAAGCCUAG